AUGACAUUAGGUGGUUAUGAAUCUGCAAGUUCGAAAAAAAAUAGGUUAGGGGAAAACAAAGAGAAAAAGAAAGUCAAGAGAAACUGGUAUAUUCCAGAAUUCCAUCCUAGAUGGUUUACUAAAGAAAUUGAAGAGGCUACAGGCGAAAAAGAAUGGAAACUCAAUCACAAGCAUUGGAAAGAAAAAGAAUUUUUAGUAGAAAUAUGCGAAUACUUGCUACCAUCAGAUUUAUAUACUUUAUCAACAGUUUGCAAAAAGCUGCGAAAAUUUCUAUGGUCUAAUUCACCAUAUACACAACAAAUAUGGCGUAACUCGCGUAUAAAGCAUUGUGAUAAACAAAUGCAAGUAGAUAGACCGCCACCACCAAAUGUUUCAGAACAACAAUAUAUUUGGUUGAGUAUUUUGGCAACAAAAUGUUACUUUUGUGACGCUGAAGUUAAAAAUAAUGAAGCAUUGAGAUGGGAAUUUAAAAUAUUAAUUUGUGAAAGUUGUUUAGUAGAAAAAACAAUUAGCUUUGAAGAUCUUAAAAAAACAGAUAGGUAUCCAGAUGAAAUGUUUCGAUGUUUACCAUAUGUUGAACACAUAAAACAUCCUAGUAUUAAUCAGAGCUUCUUGCCACCAAGGCUUACUUUUACUGAUAUCAAUGUUGAUAAUGAUGUUAACAAUGACAGUAAAGAUGCAGCUAAUAAUAGUGAUAUUUUUAUAAAUGAAAAUUCUUAUUUCUUGGAGAAAGACGUAAAUAAAUUUCUUGAAGAAUAUAAUAAUUUUACUGUAUCAUUACUAAGAGAUGAAUGUAUUGAAGAAAAGAAAAAAAGUUUAAGAGAGUAUAUGAAGGCAAUACAAGAAAGAAAAAAAGAGGAGGCACGAAAAUUAACAAAAGAAAUAGUAUUUUAUCAUAUUGGUCGCAUGGGAGGAAGAUCACAAUGA
Molecule: messenger RNA, 927 nt
Organism: Entrophospora sp. SA101
Lineage: Eukaryota; Fungi; Glomeromycota; Glomeromycetes; Entrophosporales; Entrophosporaceae
Source: the annotation of a GenBank genome assembly